CCGGGAAGUUGCAAAACGCGUUGGGAAUUUUAUUGGCUCAUCUUGGUGAUAGAUGAGUAUAAUUUUGGGGCUGCUGGGAAACCUUUUAUUUAUUUAUGAGUAUUAGGUUAGUUAUGGAUAUUGAGAGACCUCUGUAGUGUAGGUUAAACUUAAAAAAGCAUGGAGGGAUUGGAUUUGGGUGAAAUUCCUAAUUUUUGUAUUGGAUGGUAAGUUAAAACUAAUGGAGCGAUUGUAUGGAUCUUGGCUUAGAGUUUCGUGGAUCGAACUGCAAAUUGAAAACGGAAAUAAAUAGUUAGUCGGAGGCCGGGCACUGGUUUUUCACGUAAGGAAAAUAUGAGUCAGACUCAGUGGCGGCGACACCAGAUUCUGAGAGAGCCACAAAGAAGUCAUAACAUAAACGCCGCAGAAGGCUAGAGGAUGAGGAGGAAAGCUACCAUAUGUAAAACAUGGAGGUCGAACCAAAAAAUAAAGCAGUGGCGGGUUGAGAGGACUCGACAUGCCCAGACUUGUACGGUAGCCGGAGCUGGAGUAUCAGUGGUUGGGAAGCACUUUUUCUCUCUUUGUGCUUUUAAUUUAGGUUUAUAUUGUUCCAAAAGGUGGAAUCUCCCACCCCAGGAGCCCCCAUCCCGACCCGACAGGACGGGUAAUUUAGGUUUAUAUAAUUCAUACUUUUCUAUUGUUCAAGUUAAUUUGUUUUGUGAAACUUGGGGGGUGUGUUGGAGUAUCAUUUUAGUCUUGUUUAAGUUUUAUUAAGCUAAUCAAAAGCUAGCAUUAAGACUU
Cuscuta europaea is the source of this 780-nucleotide messenger RNA. The record is from the annotation of a GenBank genome assembly. NCBI's taxonomy places the organism in Eukaryota, Viridiplantae, Streptophyta, Magnoliopsida, Solanales, Convolvulaceae.